AUGUUUGGAGCCAUGGUCCAUUUUGUCUGCUGUUGCAUGCUUACAGUCGAUGUGACAGGCUGUAAAAAAGCCUUUACACCCUGCACAAGCUGGGCGUCGCCUCAGCCGCACUGCCGCCCACGGACGGCCGCUAUCGGUCCGGUGCGCGUGCGACUGGUGCCCGUGCGCCGCUGUCGUCACAGGCGCAUGCGCGGCUGCAGCUGUCCGUGCCAGGCAGUAAUGGCGGUGCUGGUGCGGGACCCCUUGGCUUCACGGGCCCGGCUCCUGCCGCUGCCCCCCGGCGGCUCGGUGCGCUCCCUCCUCUGUCAUCGCGCUCGGGAGCUGAAUAUUCCUGACGAGAGCUUGUAUGUGAAGUGUAAUGGGCGACUGGUUAAUGAUGAAGAUCUACUGCAGGAUGGAGCUGUUUAUAGUCUGGAACCAAGACUCUGUGGUGGAAAAGGAGGGUUUGGAUCUAUGCUGCGAGCUCUCGGUGCUCAGAUUGAAAAGACAACAAAUAGAGAGGCUUGCCGAGAUCUCAGUGGAAGGAGACUUCGGGAUGUCAAUCAUGAAAAAGCGAUGGCUGAAUGGGUGAAGCAGCAAGCAGAACGAGAGGCAGAAAAAGAGCAGAGGCGCUUGGAAAGGCUGCAGCGGAAGCUUGCGGAGCCAAAGCACAUUUUCACAAAUGCAGACUACCAGCAGCAGUGUCAUGAAAUGGCUGAGAGACUGGAAGAUUCAGUACUUAAAGGAUUGCAGGCUACCUCGAGCAAAAUGGUGUCACCAGAAAGCAGCGAGAGUCGGAAGCGUCCAGGUGAAUCCGGAAAGAAUGAAACAAGACCUCGAAAAAGAAAAUGUUUUUGGCUGGGAUUGGAAGGAUUGGAUGAUGCUGACAGUUCAGACUCUGAGGGUGAGAGUGAAGAUGAUUCUCCUCGUGCAUCUGACGGAAGUUGUCCAUCAGGAAGCAGAUACAACGAAAUUGCUGGAAAAUCCAAUGAAUGUUCAAGCAGCUCUGUGGGUUCUGUAGAGGAUAGUCCAGCUAGUAGUGCAGCUGAGAAACCGCUGGAGCAGGCAGAAGGUACUGAAAGAGAGCUGCAAGGAGAGACAAGCUCCGGUGGGAAAACUGAAAUUCCAGAUGAAGAAGACAGUAAAGUGACAAAGCCCUUGAAGGAAGAGGCCCAAGAAAAGAGUGAAAUAACCCAGGCUCUGAAAGAAGAGGAGCAAGAAAAUGUUUCUUCUAAAGCACAGGAAACGAACCAGUCACAGAGCACAGAGGUGGAACCAAUAGAUCUACUGGCAUUCAACUCUGCUGCUGAAAUGGAAGCCCUUGGUUUAGAUAAACUGAAGAUGGAAUUGAUGUCUUUAGGACUGAAAUGUGGAGGCACUUUAAAGGAAAGAGCAGCCAGGCUUUUUUCGGUCAGAGGUUUAUCUAGAGACCAGAUUGAUCCUGCUUUAUUUGCAAAGCCCUCUAAAGGGAAAAAAAAGUGAUGUAAGAAAACCUUUUAUGUACACAGGUGCUUUAAAAUCUUUCCUUUUGUUGUCAUUCUGUACUGCCACAUAGAAUACUUUGGCAACCCUGGAUAGUUUUUGCUCUGUUCUUAAUGAAUUUUGAUUAAUGUAACACAGAGUAAGUUGCCAGUUAAUUAUUCAUUCAAUAUGUCCAGUAUUAAAGGAGUGAAACUACUAUGUUUUGUGAUGAGCUUUACAAAUGGUUAUAAGAAACCUUGAUGUAACAGGCAGGACAAACUCUCUGUAUAUAUAACCUGAAUGUUUUUUGGAAGGUGGUUGUAUGACACUGUCAUCACCUACUUCAAGAAAAAUAGCAAUCCUUUCUUAGCUUUAUAUUGAAUUUCCUUCAAUGUGUAUUGCAGUUAGAACUGUCAAAUGAGAAACACUGAAUUUGUGAUCCAGGCUUAAAAGCUGAAGUUUCUUUAAAUAAAUGUUUUUUUAUAUGGAUGAAGCCAAUAUAAAUACAUAAAUAAGCUGUUCUGUGAGUUUAUGUGGGAUCUCAGGUAUCAGUAUGAUAGAAAUUCUUG
Messenger RNA from Indicator indicator, 2009 nucleotides. It is a transcript of the gene SDE2, whose product is annotated as SDE2 telomere maintenance homolog. The coding region runs from base 1 to 1461 and encodes 486 amino acids. Gene Ontology annotation, cellular component: nucleus. The transcript is spliced from 8 exons. Lineage: Eukaryota; Metazoa; Chordata; Aves; Piciformes; Indicatoridae. The record is from RefSeq and is a predicted model, not a curated record.